Molecule: messenger RNA, 1079 nt
Organism: Thunnus maccoyii (southern bluefin tuna)
Lineage: Eukaryota; Metazoa; Chordata; Actinopteri; Scombriformes; Scombridae
Gene: mrpl55
Product: mitochondrial ribosomal protein L55
Exons: 3
Coding region: 94-501 (135 amino acids)
Biological process (GO): translation
Cellular component (GO): mitochondrial large ribosomal subunit
Molecular function (GO): structural constituent of ribosome
Source: RefSeq, a predicted model, not a curated record
GCUUCCUGUCAGGGCAUGCGGAUUCGUGUCCACUCGGCCGUUGUUGGAUGACUUAGAUACACGCUUUGGUUUACAGUUGUACUAAUCGCGAACAUGUCUUUAAUGAAGCUUCGUGUUCCACAUCGUUUGUUAUCGCGAUGUGUUUGCUCUGUGUUCACCCGGACAGGUUACUUGUCAGUGCUCAGUCAGGCUUCCCUUCUCCACACACAAACUCCUCAACUGAACUCCAACAGGACGUCAGUGGUCCGCUGUGGCCGACAGAGAUAUGAGAGACUGUACCCUGUGAUGCUGGUCCGGCCUGAUGGAUCCACAGUCAGCAUCAGAUACAAAGAACCCCGACGUAUCCUUAUGAUGCCAGUCGAUCUGUCUACUCUGUCUGAAGAGGAUCGUCGAGCGCGACAGAAAAAGAGAGAAGUGAAGAAGACAACAAAACAGACAGCAGUUCACUAUGAAGGCGACUUCAAAGCUGACAAGUACAGCCACUUCUGGAAGAAGAAAUAACUUCUUUAUAUGUUUUAUUUGUAGCUUCCAUUUGUCCAUAUGCAUACAGUGUGUCUUACUGGAUUGUUUGCAUGCCAAGAAAGAUAUUCUUCCAAAAGAUCAAAUUGUGGGACACUGAAACCCAGACUAAUGUUAUUUUUAAUGGCAGGAUGUCUGACUGAAUACCACACAUAGCAGGGGGAACUCUGCUCUGUGUUUUACUUAUACUUUGGGGUUACUUCUCCAGAGACUUAAAUAACAAUAAAGUUGGAAACUGUAACAGUAUUUAGUUAAUUGUUUUAAAGCUGUGUAUUUGUGGUGACUUUUCAUAAAAGACAAACUUGCUGUUGGAUGCUAUACAAAUUCUGCUGUUGAAAAUUGACGAUGUCCUUGUUGGGCUGCAUAUAUGCCCUGGGUGACGAACCAUCAAAGAAGACAGAGGCAAUAUACUGCACUUGCUGCAGCAAGCAGGAGCUUUUCAUCUCUACUCUUGGAUGACAUGAUAAAUAAACUCUCCACUCAAAAAUAAGCUUUUUGAUUAACUCCUCCUAAGAGCAUUGACUUAACAGACUGAAUUAAUAAAGACUCUCUGUGCAUUG